AUGGAUCAAAUACUAGCAAAAGCAAGUAACCAAGCAGUCACCUUUGCCAUACGGUCAGGUAUCUCGUUGGCCUCGGGGUAUGCCAUCAAGACCAUCACUAGGCUCUUAGAUAAACUCCCCGAAGAGGAGAAGCAGAGGAUACAGAAGGGUAGGAACCGACUCCAAACAAAGAUUGAUGUGGUAUCAGUGUCAAUUGACUUGAUCCGGUUGGCUUCCGCUCGUGGAAAUACCACCUUGGAGUCGACGCUCAGCAUGAUCCAAGAAUUGACCGAAGACAUCGAUCAUUUUCAAGAGAGAAUCGAUGGGAUAGCUAAUCAAUUGACGGGUGUAAAUGCAAAGGAAUCGGUCAAGAGGGUGGAAGAUCAGUUGAGGAAGUUGGAGAAUCAGAUAAACGAUUUGGUGCCUCUUCUUAACCUAUCGCUCAUCACCGCAGGUGUCAAUAUGAAUGGAUCUUUAGGCAAAGGCAUAUCCCCUGGAAGAUUGCUCCAGGCAAGCAAUUACCUAAUUAACUCCGAAAACAACUCCGAGGUGGGCCCUACGUUCGAUUUGGUGAUGUACACUAUCUUUUACAACCCUAGCAGGCUCAAGAGUGUGGAAGGAGCAGAUGAGCUUUCUUGUAUUACCUGGAAAGAAACAUAUGCCAGGGCUCUGGUCAAGAUUACCAAGCUGGAAAACAAUAAUUUUGACUUCAAAUUUGAAAUCCACGAAGACUUGAAUGAUGGAAGGUAUCACGAAGAGGAGGCUACUUCUAAGAUUUAUGACGUGAGCAAAAUCGAACGCAUGUUCUUUAGCGCAUCUGGCAAAUUAUUGAAGUUGGAAGGAAGGAACUCGCCAGUGUUGAUAAUUAAAUUAGUUGAGGGAAUCAAUGAAGAGUGGAUCGGUUUAGGGGAGUUGAAUGCUGGCGAGUUUGACGAAGAAGAUGACGACGAGGAAGAUGAAGAUGAAAACGAUGAUGAGGAUGAGCGAGAUGGGAAUAAAGCCAAGAAAGAGUCCAAGGCUGCAAAGAAUACCUCCCUAUCGUUACUUGAAUAUCUUUUAAGGCUUUCCAAAUUGCAACAAAUUGAGCAACAAUCCAUUCUCAACAUUAAGGAUGAGGUGUUAGCUCUCUAUUUGAAGGACGAAGAGGCCUCGAAUCUACCUAUUGUUCCGCAAACAAGCCAGGAAAAG
This is a messenger RNA of Suhomyces tanzawaensis NRRL Y-17324, 1167 nucleotides long. RefSeq lists its product as uncharacterized. Lineage: Eukaryota; Fungi; Ascomycota; Pichiomycetes; Serinales; Debaryomycetaceae. Gene Ontology annotation, molecular function: GTPase regulator activity. The transcript has a single exon. The annotation marks the transcript as partial. The record is from RefSeq and is a predicted model, not a curated record. Gene Ontology annotation, cellular component: cytoplasm; nucleus.